This is a messenger RNA of Ceutorhynchus assimilis (cabbage seed weevil), 3744 nucleotides long. The record is from the annotation of a GenBank genome assembly. Lineage: Eukaryota; Metazoa; Arthropoda; Insecta; Coleoptera; Curculionidae.
CAACACUUUCCCAACCAAACUGCAAGAACCUUGCUGAAAGCAGUACCCGGUUGACUUUAGUAGCGUCACGCGCGCUUUUCAAACGCGAAGAGAACCCGAUUGCGGUACCGCUUACGGUCUCAGCAGUGCGCUAAUGUGUUUCACAAUAAAAUAGUUCAACAACUUUGAGGAAAUACAUUUUUUUUGAUUUGAAAUAGAUAUUCCUUGAGCAUGUAAAAAUAAUCUCAAUGAAACAAGUUUUAAAGUUGCUGCAAAUUAGAUUACCGAUUAAAUGAUUAGAAAAAGACGCAUUAUUCUCCUUGUGAAAUGCUAUCCUGUAUGUGGAUCAGAUCAAACAUAUGGAUCGUAGGUUUUUUUUCUUUAGCCAGUGCAGUACCAUGGAUGGGCCCUUCUCAAGAUGAGCACGAUGAAUUAUUAAGAUACAAAGCAGUGGUCCAAUCUAUGAACCAUUGGACUCACAAGCACGAUCUUAAAAGGACAAAAAGGGAAGAACCGAGCAUUUGCUAUGACGAACUCGGUUGUUUCGAAGCUUCAGGACCUUUCGGUUACUUGGACAUGCUACCGAGCAAACCUGAGGAAAUCAAUACAAAAUUUCUCAUGUAUCCUGCAAGAAAUAAGAAAAGACAAAGUGGUUCCGCGCCCACUGAGGUGCCUUUUGAAAAAAUCGAUGACGCCUUCGAAUGGGCCAAGGGCGGUUUUAACAUGAGUUUACCCACAAAGAUUUUGAUUCACGGUUUUGGUAGCGACUGCGGAUAUAUUUGGGCUUAUGAAAUUCGUAGUGCUUUGAUGGCUGUGGAAGAAGUAAACACAAUCUGCGUCGAUUGGUCCAACGGAGCCUCGCUACCCAACUACGUAAAAGCUUCAGCCAAUACCCGUUUAGUAGGCAAACAGCUCUCCUUGCUACUCAGAGGCCUCGUCGAAAAAAACGGCUUAUCUCUCACCAAUACUCAUCUGAUAGGAUUCAGUCUUGGAGCUCAUAUUGCUGGAUUCGCAGGUGCCGAUUUGGGUAAUCUUAGCAGAAUAACUGGCCUGGAUCCGGCAGGGCCUCUGUUCGAAUCUCAAGACACCAGAGCCAGAUUGGACGAAACUGAUGCUGCUUUUGUUGAUGUUAUUCAUAGUAAUGGAGAGAAUUUGAUUCUUGGUGGUUUGGGAUCUUCGCAGCCUAUGGGACAUGUGGACUUUUAUCCUAAUGGGGGUAGGAUGCAAAAGGGAUGCAGUCAUUUAUUUGUCGGAGCUGUAACUGAUAUUAUUUGGUCUUCAGCUGUAGAAGGCCGUUCUCUUUGCAAUCACCGCAGAGCGUAUAAGUUUUUCAUAGACUCUGUUUCACCUAGAUGUCACUUUCCUGCAUUUCCUUGUGACUCGUAUGAUCAAUUUAUUGCAGGAAAAUGUUUUCCUUGCACAGAAGAAAGAAAAUGUGGUAAUAUGGGCUAUUAUGCGGACAAAUCCAAAGGCAGGGGCCAACUUUAUUUGAGCACCAGAGAUGAGGAACCAUUUUGCGCUCAUCAAUAUUUGGUUCAAAUUGAAUCAACUUCAAGUUCCAGCACCCCAGUUAAAAGUUACGGCAAAAUACAAGUAACCCUUAUUGGUGAUUCGUUUUUGAAUGAAACAUUUACACUAAGCAAAAAAGAUGACGAAGAAAUGAAACUUGGAGAAUCAAUAUCAAAAAUCGUAGUUCUUCAUCCAGUUUUAUCUCAACCUCUUAAAAUUGAAAUACUAUACACUGCCUAUAGUGGUUGGUUGAGUUCAGGCUUGACCAAAUGGAAAAUGGAUAAGGUGUUGUUAAUGGACAGCUUUGGAAAAAUAUCAUCUUUUUGCAAAAAAGCUCUUGUACUUGAAUCAGGAGUGCCAAUACUGUUGCCUUUACAUCCAAGAGAUUGUGGCACUACUACUACAAAAGAAAAUGACACGAGUAUGCAACAAACUGAAAAUAUACAUGCAGCUUUUAUACCUUACAACAGAAACGAAAAUUCUUUAUUAGACAUAGAAGCAGAAUCGAGUAGGGCUUUUAAUAGUAGAGUGGUAAAAGCCGAUCCGAUAAACAAAAAAAACGCAGACAGUGAUGGUUUGAUAAGAGAAAUCGUGGAACCGAUUUUGAAAACGCACUCAAUCAAAAAUGCCCGAGCCCAUGUACAAGGGAAAAAUAAAUCCACGGAAAUUACUGAACCAAUACUCGGACCAACUACACUACGGAGUAACAAUAAUAGUAGUAACGAGAAAAAUAAAUUAAAAUUGGCUAUUGAAUGGCAAAAAGAAGAGAACGGCAACGAGGAGAAAUGGAAGAGGCAAGACGAAUCGAAAGCUUUAAAAGAGUUCGAUUCAGAUACCAAUAAAUCACCACAAUUGCCUCCAAAUCCCAACCCAAUAGACUCCAUAGUAUCAACAGUCCAAUUCCUACCGCGUCGUUUAGCCAGAAUGUUCGAACAAGCGGAAAAAUACGCCAGAGAAACAAUCUUACCUCUGGUAAGCACCUACACGCCACGUUUCAUUUCCGAUUUUAUCGGUACAAGAGAAGAGCCCAAAUACGUACCUCUUCAUUACGACGAAGACGAAAUCCAGGAAACUGCUUCUUCGCUCAAAGUUGUAGGAUCGGAACCGAGAAGUGUAAAUGAAGACAGCCACAUUCAAAAAAUUAGUAAAAAGAAACCACAUUACGAGAAGAUUGUUUCAACGACAACAGAAAAUGCAGAACCCAUUAUUGCUGCAACAGAUGUCUCAAUUCCAAAUUCAGACAAAGUAUUCAACAUAAAAGUCGAUUACGGUGGUCGACAACUGAAUCCGCCAUCAUCCGAAGAAAAUUUAGUCGAAAAUCCGCCAUUAUUAGAAACUUUAGCAACUAGAAUACAAAGUUUACCAGACAAUUUUGUUAGGUUAUUAAGUCAAGUGCAAAACUACACGAGAACGAACAUUUUACCGUUUGUACAAAGUUAUAAUCCUAGACAAUUCACUGAUUUGUUUUGGAUUAGGCCUAAAACAAAUAGUACUUUAAGCAUACAGAGUUUCAAUACAAGUGAUAGUAGGAAUUUAAGCAUGGAAUGGUCGAUAACACAAGAUUUUACAACUGAAUUAAUUAGUGAAAAUAUAAGUUCUACAUCUCAAAUGCCACACACUACAAGUACAAGUACUGUGGUUACUGAAACGACUACAAGCUUAAAUAGUACUUUAAGCGUACAGAGUUUAGAUACAAGUGAUAGUAAAAGUAGGAAUUUAAGCAUGGAAUGGUCGAUAACACAAGACUUUACAACUGAAUUAAUUAGUGAAAAUAUAAGUUCUACAUCUCAAAUGCCACGCACUACAAGUACAAGUACUAUAGCUUCUAAGACCACUACAAGUUUGCCAAAUAUUAAAAAAUAUCAUAAUCAUAUACAAAAAAUCCCUAAAAGAGGCCAAAAAACCAACUACAAGUUACCAAAACCUUUCACGAUUAUCAUCGAUCCGAAUGAUUUAACAACAACUACAACUGCACCUUCUAGCACAACUUCUUUGAAACCUGGCAAAUUCGAGUCAUACAUUCAAAAAAUCCCCAAGAAGAAAACUUUUAAUAAAACUCCGGUCUAUAAGCUGUACCCGUGGAUAAAGGACUUCAAAGUUGGCAGUAAAGUUUUAACGGCUAAAAAUCAUCUCGGUCACGAUAUGAGUUUUCGUAUUUCGAGCGAUGGAAGAUUUGUGGUAUGAAAUAAGACAAAUAAGUUAUUUGAUUAUUGUGUGCUAUAAAAAAAAACUAUUUAAUAUAAGGAUUUUAAUUGA